Messenger RNA from Saccostrea cuccullata (small rock oyster), 990 nucleotides. RefSeq lists its product as uncharacterized. The transcript is spliced from 3 exons. NCBI's taxonomy places the organism in Eukaryota, Metazoa, Mollusca, Bivalvia, Ostreida, Ostreidae. The coding region runs from base 111 to 746 and encodes 211 amino acids. The record is from RefSeq and is a predicted model, not a curated record.
GAUGACGAAACUAUUUCCUUCCUGUUUUGUGUUCCUGUUCUACAACCUGUCCGUGGCUUUUGUUUCAUUCAGAUAAAUGAAUAUUACUGAAAAUCCAAAAAAAUACAAAAAUGCCUUCCAAACGAAUGAAUACUUACUUCAAGGAUAAAAUCUUGGUCAUUGUUACUGUUUUGGCCAUUGUUUUGGCCUUACUAGGUCUUUUACUGGAUUGUUGGUGGGAGACAGAUUCAACAACUAACAACCUUGGGCUCUGGGCUAACGUCACAUGCGGCCAAACUUCUAUUGGAGUGGCCGAUGUAUCGACAUACGCCUGCUUCUUGGAUGGCGCCGAUAACAACGGUUGGGUGAAGUUUAUCCGGAUUAUCUAUUCCUUUUCGACGAGCCUCCUCUUUGUGGGCCUAGUGAUACUGAUAAUCUACCUCCUAAAGAAAAGUCCUACAGCAAAGAAAUUCGCAGUGGUCGUAAUGUUCAUUGCUGGUCUUUUGUUUUUCGUUGCCUCAUGUGUUACAAUGGACCGCGUCAGGAACUUGACAGUCGGCUACUCUGCCAUUUUCACCUACAGUAAACCGGACCUGAUCCUUCGUCCCCACACUCUCCCCAUCAUGUUUUUGUCCUUCACCUUUGUGUUGACAAAGAUUGUUGCUGUUGGAUUGACAAUAAACAUGGACUAUAAACCUCCUCCACCAAAGGACCCAUUCCUGGAGCGGUCCACCAGCAUGCAGGCUAAAGCUAACACCUAUGUUUAGUCGUCAUUUAUAAUAUAAUAUCAUUUAGUUAUAUCCUUUCAUUAUGUCAUUCUUUUUUUUUUUUUUUUCGAAAUUCAGUAUAUGCACCUGACGGUUUGCAUGUACUGAAUGGGGAUAUUUCAGAGUAAACGAAUUUUGAAAUAAGGACUAGUAUAUUUAUACAUGUACAUGUAUGUGCGUUUUAUGUUGACAUGUCAUGUGAAUGAAAGAAAGAAAAUCUAUAAUAAAUUUGUUCAUGUUUGAA